UAUCAUCACUGCAGGACCUGCAUAAGUUCUGUCAGCAGGAGCCCUGAAAACUUCAAGAACAUGUACUCUUAAACUCCAGUCUUUAAACAUCAAAAAUGCCAGUCUUGAGAGAUAUGCUGUUGUUUGUGGCAAUCGUUUCCAUCUCGGCAUCAGCCCAUUGUCAAAAAUUGCCAAGUUUUGAUCUGCUGGAGGGGUUCCAUGUUCCUGAGUCGAAAGGAGUGAAGAGAGUGGAUGGGUCUGAAGCUGAGGCAGUGGCCUACCGCAUCAACCCCUCCAUUCAUUUACAGAAGACAUUGAGUGAUGUGUAUCCAGAUGGACUUCCCACUGAAUACUCCAUUAUCACAACAUUUAAAGUGAACAAUGACACAGCUCAGACGUCCUGGAACCUUUGGCAAGUCAGUGACCCAAAAGGACAAGAACAAGUCGGCCUGCGUUUCCAGCCUGAUGGACAGUCGUUGGACUUUUUUUACACUGGUCCACAGGAGACACAGAUGGUGAGGACAUUCCAAGGUUUGCAAAAAUUGUUUAACAGAGAGUGGCACAAGUUGGCUCUGAGCGUAAAGGGCAACCAAGUAAGGUUGCUGAUUGACUGCAAGGAGAUCAGAGUAGAGAGCAUCGAUGAGCCGAGGCCAGUCAUCCGACAAGGCUACACAUCCAUCGUGAAACGAGCUGCAAGAGACCGCUCCGCUUCUGUGGAUCUCCAGCAGAUGCAAGUGUCAUGUGACCCAGAGCAGGCGUAUUCAGAGAGCUGCUGUGAGCUCUCCAGUGUGUGCGGGGGAUAUGCAGAGAUCGGCCUCACAGCUGGAAGAGCAACUUGUAAAUGCAUGCAUGGACAACCAGGACUUCAGGGCUCUCCAGGGCCAAAGGGUCACAGAGGGCUUCCAGGAAAACCCGGAGACCAAGGAAGACUGGGCAACUGGGGAAUCCAUGGAAACACAGGGGACUAUGGAAACAUUGGUGAGACAGGACCAAAGGGCGAGCAAGGAAUCAAAGGAGAAAAAGGGAUGAGAGGACCCUGGGGACAAAGGGGAGAGAGAGGUCCACAAGGGCUGAAAGGACUAAAAGGAGCUGCGGGCUUUAAGGGAAUUCGUGGACUUCCUGGAGACAUUGGAGAGGCUGGGAAGCCAGGAGAAAUGGGUAGUAAAGGGCUUCGAGGAUAUCCAGGGAUUCCAGGGUUUGAAGGAGUGAAGGGCCAAAAAGGGAAUUCUGGGGCUACGGGGCGGCCUGGACCCAGAGGAAAGCAGGGUAUUGUAGGGGAUCCUGGAGAAAGGGGAGCUCCUGGAGAGAAGGGCAAGCCUGGUAUCCAAGGACUUGUAGGCAGAGCUGGGACUGUUGGAUCAAAAGGUAUUAUUGGGGAUCCGGGUUUACCUGGCAGAGAUGGUGAUCCAGGAAUAGAGGCGUAUCAAGGACCCCAGGGUCUCAGUGGAAAAACUGGGCGUAGCGGUGGAAAGGGAGAAAAGGGCACCCUGGGGCCAGCAGGAGAAAUGGGUCCCCAAGGCCAAACUGGGCUGAGAGGUUACAAAGGUUCUGCAGGAAAGCCAGGAAGACCUGGAUUUAUUGGUCCACCUGGACCUAUUGGUCACGUGGGUGUACCUGGAAAACCAGGAAUCAAGGGUGACACAGGAAUCCAAGGAAUUAAAGGAGUUAAAGGUGCAGAGGGAGAAAAAGGAGUGAAAGGUCUAAAUGGAAGGGUUGGAGAUAGAGGUGAGCCAGGUGCUCAGGGAGGCAGGGGGAAGCGUGGCACUGCAGGCCUUCCUGGUCGUACAGGUCCUGUUGGAGGAAAAGGGAUUCGAGGUGAAGGAGGACCUGAUGGCUUUCAGGGACUACCAGGUCCUCCAGGUCCAACGCUUCCAGCCGAACAUGUGAUUGAAGUCUGUAAGAAAGUGGUCCUGGAGCAGAUGUCCACCUUUGCCAACUCAGUAAAGAGGACGUGUGCUGCAGUUUGUCCUCUAUAUGGGGACGUUCCCAUGGGCGCCACUGGUCCCCCCGGACAGAAAGGACCCCCGGGGCCUCCUGGUGACCCUGGUACUGAUGGUGUUGCUGGGGAAAUGGGCCUUCCAGGAUUCUAUGGAGAAGGUGGUGAGCCAGGUCGACAAGGAGAAUCAGGUGACAGAGGAGAGCAUGGUGAUAAAGGAGUCAAAGGUUAUGGCAUUCCUGGCUUCACCGGUGAUCAGGGGCCAAAGGGUCAGCGUGGACGUCCCGGCAGAGCCUUUAAUGGUCAGUCUGGAAAACCAGGUGAAAGGGGACAUGCAGGCCGGCCGGGGCUCAGGGGCCACCCAGGUCUCAGGGGCCCCCCAGGCAUCUGUGUGACCUCUGGAUGUGCUGAGCAGAACUCACUCAGUGGGACACGCCAGCCAGCACCACAGACGCUGAGAAAUCGCUCCUAAAAGGACAAGAGGCUAAUUAGGAGGAUAAACCUUUAUCAAAGUCUUCAUAACAAAGUGGUUACUUUUUGUCUCUUGUUGGGUUGUUUAAUACAUUUUAAUGUAAAUAUUCUAAAUAAACCUUUGCUGUUGUCUUGAAACAAAUGUCGCCAGGAAACAUUCAGUGGGACAAAAUAUGAUUGUUUGAAAAAAAACAACUUUAUUUGACUUAUUUUGGAGUUUUAUAUAAAAUGUUUGGUCACCUCUUACUAAUCUUUAAUCAUCUAGUUUUUUUAAAUUUGUAUUUCAAGACAAUGAUAA
Molecule: messenger RNA, 2684 nt
Organism: Gambusia affinis (western mosquitofish)
Lineage: Eukaryota; Metazoa; Chordata; Actinopteri; Cyprinodontiformes; Poeciliidae
Product: collagen alpha-1(IX) chain
Exons: 27
Coding region: 96-2387 (763 amino acids)
Source: RefSeq, a predicted model, not a curated record